Messenger RNA from Neurospora tetraspora, 3351 nucleotides. Its product is annotated as protein phosphatase. The coding region runs from base 1 to 3351 and encodes 1116 amino acids. Lineage: Eukaryota; Fungi; Ascomycota; Sordariomycetes; Sordariales; Sordariaceae. Gene Ontology annotation, molecular function: 3'-5'-RNA exonuclease activity; RNA binding. The transcript has a single exon. The record is from RefSeq and is a predicted model, not a curated record.
AUGAUGCGCUCAGCUGGCCGCCAGCCAUAUGUCUGCUGGCAAUGUCUCUCCCGCAAAGAGUCCGGGCAGCACAUUGCUCUGAAUGCCCGGAAGGCCCGAGUUGCAUCGCUGUCGUCACUAGCAUCGUGGCCAGCAUCGACAACACCACGGCCGACCCGACAAUGGGACAACAACGAAAGGCGACAAGGUCUGUCCACUUCCACGUCGCUACUCGACAGGAAGAUACGAACAGAGAUAUCAGAUGAGGCUCUGGAGGACUUCGCUUUGCCGUUGGAACCGAACUUGCACUAUCUCCAAGACAGUCAACCAAAGAAAACUAAAAAAUCUGCAAAGCUAUCCAUUCGACAACGGCUGAAGCAAUGGGAAGCUGAGAAUCCAGAACCCUUUAACUCUAUCCCGUCGGAUUUCGCACUCCCAGACCGGCCCAUCAACGCAUUCACAUCAAAGCGGUCCGAGCACAUGCUCGAGAUGGAGAAUAUCGACAAUGACAAUGCCACUGCUCAGGUCGAUGAUCAAGAUCUGAUCGAUACUCAGGUCACCCCUCGAGUCCAAGCCGGUGAUCUGUUGGAACUCAUGUCCGAGGACUGGAAUAUUGGUGUUCUCGCCGUCUGCUUGGGAAGCUUCAAUGGCAUUGACCAUUUCUACGCAGUCACCGGCAAGUGGUUUGCCAGCACCAACGUCAAAUCCGGUUUCAUCGUCAAGAAGUUCAUCACCAACCCUGCCGAUCUGCAGCCAGUCAUUGAUGCAUUGCCUUCGACCGUGGGUGAUAUGUCCAUCUUGGUCGAGCUCCAAAAACUCCGUGCAGGCCCGACCCGUGAGCACGGUGCCGGCUUGAUCACCAAGAUGCUCGACUUCCAAAACGCCUCCCGACAGAUCUUCCAAAACAACAUUGAACGGUUGAGCAACCCUUAUCGGCAUCUUCCCGAGGAAGAGAAGUUGAUGACUCUGGGUGAGAUUGCCGAGUUCCUUCUCCCUCCCAAGCUCAAGCAGUCAUCCACCGGUUUCCCCCCAGCCGCUUUGUACGCAGUCUACAACAUCCUCACAUUCGAAGAUGCUUUCUUCCGCUCACUCGGCCAAGGGACCGCCGGCCCAAGCUCCAUCAUCUUUCACGUUGCCGCUACGUCCGAUGUCGAUAACGUUACUCGAGUUGAGAGAAUGGUGCGCGACCACUACAGCCCCGAACUCCUGGAUCGCAAGUCACGCAGGGAACAUGAUAGGCUGGAACCCGUCUUGAAGCAGGCUCGGUUGGCCAUCGACCACAGCCGGAAAAUGCGCGAGUGGUCGAGCCACGGAAUGCUCGGUCCCACCACCAGAGUCCUACCGGCCUCAACUUACUCCUGGUCUCAGGAUGCCUUGACUGUCAUCGGCGUUAUUCACAUGUGGGCAGCCUCGGAUGUUUUCCCACGGAGCUCAAAGUACCAAUGGAUUGGUGCCGCCGUCUUGCGUGCCCUCAAUAGAUACCAAGAUACCGACGUGCUUGACGCUACAGUGGGUUGGACCUUCCUGCAGGAAAUCGGCUGGCUCAUGCCCUGGGAAAUCCACGCCCGUCAUAGCCUCCGUCUCCCAGGCCUUCAGGUCAACCGGGCGGGCGGUUUACUACCGAGCCCGGAGGAGCAACAGCCAGCUGAGCUUGCCCAAGACGUACUUGCUCCCCUCCGCCAGGAUUUCUCCGCCUCAACUGUGUACUGCAUCGACGCGCCAAAUGCGAAAGAGAUCGACGAUGGUGUCUCGCUUGAGAAAACAGACAAGGAGGGAGAGUACUGGAUCCAUGUACACAUUGCCGACCCGACGUCGAGAAUCAGACCGGACAGUCCGCUAGCUAAGCGAGCAGCUCUCAUGACCCAAACCAGUUACCUCCCAGGGCAUGUGGACAAGAUGAUUUCAGAUGAAGCAGUUGUCGCCGAGUUCUCCUUGGCUCCCGGUCGGCCUUCUCUUACUUUCAGUGCGAGGCUCAACGAAGAAGGAACCCUUCUUGACCAUAAGAUCACCCCAGGAAGGAUAGGAGAUGUCGUCUACAUCACCCCACAGGAUGUGGCGACUGCGGUUGGGCCCGUGGAUGCAGGCAUUCCCAAGGUUUCGACUCCCGAUGUCGUCUUGGAAGUUGGCACCCCUCCGUCUGCCGAGGACGAGGCGCCGACAAGGAAGAUGACCAAGCCGGAUGAGUUGUCAGAACAGAAUGCCAAGGACCUCGAGAUCCUCUCGAAGCUCGCCGCCGCCAUCCACAAGGUCCGCAUCCAAAAGGGAAGCGUGCCGAUCUUCCUCCCUUCGCCCAGCGCUGAUUUCUCGCUGGAGAAUGCUCGGAUCGAGCACACGCCAAGCGGCUUCCUCGCGUGCACCAACGACCCCUACAUUUCCGUCAAGUACUCCGUCAGCGGCGGCCUCCACCCCAUCGUGGACGACCUCAUGGGCACAGCCAACCAGAUCGCCGCCCUGUGGUGCUACGAGCGCGGCAUCCCGAUCCCCUACCGGACCAACCUUCUCGCCGCCCAGAACGAGGAAGCCCUCCGCGCCUACACCCAGGACGUCAUCUACCCGCAGCUGGUAGCCGGCAAGCAGCCCUCGCUCGAGGAGAGGCGCACGCUGCGCAACCUGCUGGGCGGCCACGACAUCGCCGCCACGCCCACCUUCAUCUACACCAUGGGCGUGGACAUCUACACCAAAGCCACCUCCCCGCUCCGCCGCUACUCGGACUUGCUCGUCCACUGGCAAAUCCAGGCCGCCCUGCUUGAGGAGCACAAGCGCCAAAGAAGCAGCGAACAGGGCCAGUCCCAAAAGUCGCUCGUCAUCCGCAAAUUCGACAAGUACAACCUCAAGCCGCCCAUGGACGACAAGCAGGCCGCCCGCCUAGGCCUCCCCUUCACCGCCUCCCACCUCGAAAAUAAGGUAUUCCCGCAGCUGCGGGUGCGCGAGCGCUACGCCAAGAACCUGGCCAACAAUGAGGGCCGCAACGAGCUGAUCCUGCAGGCGCUGGUGCGCGCGUGGCGGUUCGGUGAGGGCAAGAAGGGUCAGGUCCCCGAGAAGUUCACAUACACGGUCGUCAACGCGCAGAACGCGUGCGUGCGCGGCCGGAUCAACUAUUUUGAUCUGUGGGCCGAGAUUGAUCUGGAGAACCUGGCUGGGUUCAGCUUGAUCAGUAAUAUGAGGGUGGGAGAUGUGUUGACGGUCGAGUUGGCGGAUGUGAAUGUGCAUAUGAGGAAGAUUGUGGUGAAGCCGGUGGAGUUUAUCAAGCGCGGACCGGAGAGGAGGAGGUUGUUUGCUGAGCAUGAGCAGCAAGAAGAAGAAGGUGAGGAGCAGGCAGAAGGGGAGUAUAUUGAUGUUGGGCACGAGGUGUUGCAGCCGGAGGAGAGGUGA